Messenger RNA from Melampsora larici-populina 98AG31, 768 nucleotides. RefSeq lists its product as uncharacterized. Bases 1 to 768 code for a protein of 255 amino acids. NCBI's taxonomy places the organism in Eukaryota, Fungi, Basidiomycota, Pucciniomycetes, Pucciniales, Melampsoraceae. The transcript is spliced from 4 exons. The record is from RefSeq and is a predicted model, not a curated record.
AUGUCUUCUUCCAAGAUGGCAAAGUGCUUCUGGUUUAUCUUGAUCCAGCCCUUACUGCAGCCAAGUAUCUAUACUCCUUUAGUUCAUGGUAUGGAGAUUAAAUCCAUGGAGGCGUCUGUUUCAGGGACUGCAGAUAUUCCAGAAAGCAUUGAAUGGGAGAAAGCAAGAGACAUAAGACAACAGCUUGAUGACGGAAAAUUUUGCAAUAUACACUAUUUGACUGAUCAACAAUGUCAGUAUGUUGACACAUUUUGGGAUGGAUAUUUUGCCAGCCUCAAAGAGGAUGCAAAAGAUCAAGAGACUGUUUUGGAUUCGUCAACGGCAGAGGCAAGGGAAUUUUUGAAAAAACAUCCACCAAAGAAACCAGAACUGGGAAAGAGAAAAGGCCAGGCAAAGAGUAUUGAUAAUGAUAGUAUUGAGAUUGCAUGGAGUGGGCUGAAAGAAAAGGCUUUGUUUUUACAGGAACAACAAACUUACAUAUCCAAACAUGCUUUGAAGUGUCCCGGAGAUUUUGUAAUAGCAACAAAUGAGUUACUUCUAACAGGAAAGGAUAAGUGGGAAGUUAUGAUCAAAGAUAUGAUAGGUAGAAUCAACUCUGUGGAAAGCCCCCUUCCAUACUUGCAAAUUCUAAGAGAAAUUGCUUCCACACAAGAUAUAACACCCAAGGUGCGCCAAGCUAUUGAAGCCUAUGCAAUAAAGGUGAAAGGCACAGCACCUUUUCCAUUUGGAAUUCAAAAAUGGUUUUUAAAAUUGGGAAACACAGUCUAA